Synchiropus splendidus (mandarinfish) is the source of this 2057-nucleotide messenger RNA. It is a transcript of the gene eif2d, whose product is annotated as eukaryotic translation initiation factor 2D. The record is from RefSeq and is a predicted model, not a curated record. Lineage: Eukaryota; Metazoa; Chordata; Actinopteri; Syngnathiformes; Callionymidae. The transcript has 15 exons. The coding region runs from base 167 to 1924 and encodes 585 amino acids. Gene Ontology annotation, molecular function: RNA binding; translation initiation factor activity. Gene Ontology annotation, biological process: translational initiation; formation of translation preinitiation complex.
AGUAAAUAAGAGCUGCACCAUAGCCUCCACAACAAGUGGAGUGCUGCACGCCGGCGGCAAAAAGAACCCCGUUAAACCGUUAUUUGUCGUCAAAUAUUGCGGAUUAUUUCACCAACAAUGAUAUUAAUGUGAGUUUAGCUUCUUUGGUGUUCCAGCCUCAGAAGAGAUGUUCGCCAAACCGUUUCGUGUCAAAUCCAACACCGCCAUUAAAGGAUCCGACAGGCGAAAGCUGAAAGCUGAUGUUGCUGCAGCUUUUCCAGCGCUGAGCCCAGAGGAUUUAUCGGAGCUGAUGCCCAACAAGGAAGAAUUAAAUGUGGUUAAGAUUUACUCACAUAAGGGAGAUUCUGUGACCGUUUAUGUUCUUCACAAAAACCCACUCUUCUUUGAACUGGACAAAUGUCUUUAUCCUACAGUCUACAUGCUUUGGCGCCACCCUGCUGUCCUGCCGACAUUCAAAACAUGGCCACCGGUGCUACAGAAGUUGACAGGUGGCGCCGAUCUCAUGCUGCCUGGUGUUGUGGUGCCUUCAAGUGGACUUCCAGAGGUCCAACGAGGAGAGUGCUGUUCAGUCACCCUAGUCAACAACAGCGCUCCAGUUGCAGUUGGCACUGCUGCAGUUUCCAGUGGGGAAAUGCGGAGUUUAGGCAUGAAAGGGAAAGGAGUGUUUAUUGUCCACACUUACAUGGAUAAUCUCUGGGCAUUUGGGGACAAAUCAGCGCUUCCGUCUUUACCAACGGAAGACAGUCAAGAGCAGACUGAAAAUGAAUGUGAGGACGAUGAUGAAGAGGAAACGCAAGAAAGGGAGGAAGCACAUGUGGAGGCGGUAGAGGAGCCGAGUUCCACAGUUGAAGAACAGGUUUGUUGUCGUGUUGACAAUAUGAGCUUAACCGAGAAAGCAGAAAAGGAGGAUCAAAAGGAGGAGAGCCUGGACGACCAAACGACACCACAAGAGAAAAUGGAUGCUCUCCUGGUGCAGUGUUUCUUUCAUGCUCUCAAAUGCAAAUUGAAGAAGUCUGAGCUCCCUCUGCUGACCAGCACUUUUCUUCGCAACCACAUGUUCUCCUGCUGUCCAAGUGGCAUUCAACUUGACCUGAAAAAGUCCAGCUAUAAAAAGCUGUCCAAAUUUCUACACGCCAUGCAGCAGCAGCGCCACCUUGUGCAGGUGAAGGAACUGACCAAAGGUGUGGAGAGCAUUGUGGAGGUGGACUGGAAGCACCCCGAGCUGCGUUCCUUUGCUGUUCCUGAUGAGACAGUUGACGCAGCUCCAACGCUGGACUUAGGAGAUGAAGAAGCCUAUCAUCCUCCAGAAAUCACGAGUUUGUACUCAGUGUCAGCACGGCUGGAACCCCUCUUCAAGGAUUCAAACAAGAGGAAGGGGACGAUACUGCAGCCAGCCGAGGUGAGAAGCAUCAUCACGGAGUAUGUGAAGCGGAACCAACUGGUUGAGGAGAACAAUAAAAAUUAUGUGACCAUUAACCCGACUCUAUGUGAUUGCUUACUGGAGAAAUCGGAGUACCAGGAGAUAGAAGCUCUCAAGUGGGACGACCUUUUCAGCAGAACACUGGGGAGAAUGCAGGAGUGCUACCAGGUGGUGUACCCUGGACAAACCCCAGUUGUAAAGAAGGGUCACAUCGAGCCCAUAGACAUCUCAGUGGCAUCUCGAGGCUCCAAUAAGAAGGUGACUUUGAUAAAGAACCUAGAAGCUUACGGAUUGGAUCCAGCGGCUGUGGCCACCGCUUUGCAACACAGAGUCCAGGCCAGCUCAGUCUUGCAGCCCAUUCCUGGAGCUAAAGACAAGGUCCUGGUCCAGAUCCAAGGAAACCAGAUUCAACAAGUCGGAACUUUGUUGCUUGAUCAUUUUCAGAUUCCUCGCAAGUAUGUUCAAGGACUAGACAAAGCGCCGAAAGCUGGAAAAAAGAAAUAGUGAAGACUUUCCCUGAGAUAACCGUUGGCUGCAGAAUAAAAAAAUCUAAUUCUCUCGUCUUGAUCCUUCUUUCUCUUACGCUCUUGAAGAUAACAUUUUUUGUUAACUUUAAAACAACAUGAACUAAGUGAAC